Messenger RNA from Bombina bombina (fire-bellied toad), 897 nucleotides. Its product is annotated as homeobox protein otx5. Bases 1 to 897 code for a protein of 298 amino acids. Gene Ontology annotation, biological process: multicellular organism development; regulation of transcription by RNA polymerase II. Gene Ontology annotation, cellular component: nucleus. The transcript is spliced from 3 exons. Lineage: Eukaryota; Metazoa; Chordata; Amphibia; Anura; Bombinatoridae. Gene Ontology annotation, molecular function: DNA-binding transcription factor activity, RNA polymerase II-specific; RNA polymerase II cis-regulatory region sequence-specific DNA binding. The record is from RefSeq and is a predicted model, not a curated record.
AUGAUGUCCUACAUUAAACAACCCCAUUAUGCAGUCAAUGGACUGACCCUUUCCGGGACUGGCAUGGACCUCCUGCAUUCAGCUGUGGGGUACCCAAGUAAGUACUCAAUCUCCCCUCCAGCCACCCCUAGGAAGCAGAGAAGAGAAAGGACUACCUUCACCAGAGCCCAGUUGGACAUUUUGGAAGCUCUCUUUGCAAAAACCCGCUACCCAGAUAUCUUCAUGAGGGAAGAAGUGGCUCUUAAAAUUAAUUUGCCAGAGUCACGUGUGCAGGUUUGGUUCAAGAACAGAAGGGCUAAAUGCCGUCAGCAGCAACAACAGAGCAGUGGACAGGCCAAGCCUCGUCCGGCAAAAAAGAAGACAUCACCAGCCAGAGAGACCAAUUCAGAAGCCAGCACUAAUGGGCAGUACAGUCCUCCGCCUCCUGGUACAGCAGUGACCCCCAGCUCAACAGCAAGUGCCACUGUGUCUAUAUGGAGCCCAGCCUCCAUCUCCCCCAUCCCAGAUCCCCUUACUGGGGCUACAACUCCUUGCAUGCAGAGAUCAGCUGGAUAUCCCAUGACAUACAGCCAGGCCCCUGCAUACACUCAGAGCUAUGGAGGGUCUUCUUCAUACUUCACAGGGCUGGACUGUAGUUCCUAUUUAUCUCCAAUGCACCCUCAGCUCUCAGCCUCUGGAGCCACAUUAAGUCCAAUUGCCACUUCUACCAUGGGAAGUCACCUAAGCCAAUCUCCUGCAUCUCUGUCUGCUCAGGGGUAUGGAGCAUCCAGCCUUGGUUUCACCUCUGUGGAUUGCCUAGACUACAAAGACCAAACUUCCUCCUGGAAGCUAAAUUUCAAUGCCACUGACUGCUUAGAUUAUAAGGACCAAAGUUCAUGGAAAUUCCAGGUCUUGUAA